Molecule: messenger RNA, 860 nt
Organism: Lolium rigidum
Lineage: Eukaryota; Viridiplantae; Streptophyta; Magnoliopsida; Poales; Poaceae
Product: putative lipid-binding protein AIR1
Exons: 1
Coding region: 53-526 (157 amino acids)
Source: RefSeq, a predicted model, not a curated record
CCACACUCACCAGCAGCGCUAGCUUCCUACACUGGUCACUAGCUAGCUAGCAAUGGCGUCCAAGACCUUCUCGGCGGCGUGCCUCCUGGCGCUCCUGGUGGCCGCCAACACCUUCCUCAUCGGCGACGCUUGUAACAGCUGCCAGCACCACACCCCGCCGACCCCGACUCCGUCCCCGCCACCACCGUCACCGUCCCCUCCGCCUCCGGCACCGACGCCCCCGAGCACCACGCCGUGCCCUCCCCCACCGUCGUCCUCAGGCAAGUGCCCCAAGGACACCCUGAAGCUCGGCGCCUGCGCCAACGUGCUGGGCCUGAUCAGCGCGGGCAUCGGCAAGGCACCCAGCGGCGGCGGCGACAAGUGCUGCAGCCUCCUGGGCGGGCUCGCCGACCUUGAGGCCGCCGUGUGCCUCUGCACGGCGCUCAAGGCCAACGUGCUCGGCAUCGUCCUCAACGUCCCCAUCAAGCUCAGCCUCAUCCUCAACUACUGCGGCAAGUCCGCCCCCACGGGCUUCCAGUGCGCCUAAUUAAGCAGUUCAAACCCAUCAGCGUGUGCACCGCGCAUGCAUGUAUCAUUCUGUUCUAGUCACUCUAAGUUUGAUUUCCACAUGCAUUAUUACUCCAGUCAGUAAGCGUAAGCACUAGUUAAUUUAUUUGCAUGCAUGUGUGCUCGUUCUCGUAUAUGCAUUUUGGAUUUUUUGAGGUUAAUUUGUGUUAAUUUGGCCAUACGGUUAAUGGGUAUGUACGUGCUUGAUACAAUGGUAGCUGAUUAAGCACGUGUAACACUUGUAUUCUGUGUUUUGGUGCGAUGGUGAAAUGUAAUUUGCAGAAUAUUUAUUAUAAUUUCAGGUUUCUUUCAUA